This is a messenger RNA of Lasiodiplodia theobromae, 978 nucleotides long. Its product is annotated as Cyclase. The record is from RefSeq and is a predicted model, not a curated record. NCBI's taxonomy places the organism in Eukaryota, Fungi, Ascomycota, Dothideomycetes, Botryosphaeriales, Botryosphaeriaceae. Bases 1 to 978 code for a protein of 325 amino acids. The transcript has 5 exons. Gene Ontology annotation, molecular function: arylformamidase activity.
AUGGCUGACUCAUCAAUUCUUCACACUCCAUUUGAUCAGCUUCCUGACCCGAAGCGCGUUUGGGUUGGGAAGCCCGGGAGCCGCGAGGAAGGCCUGGGAAAGCUGCAGCUGCUGACCCCAGAAUGCGUCGCCAAGGCUGCUACAUCCGAAAUUCGUACGGGAAGGAGGGUAACGCUCAACUGGGACCUCACCAGGCUUGAGCAUGCCGCCUUCAAUCGCCAGCCUUGCCAACUUAAAAUCGUACCGUUGCUUGGGGGCGUGGCUUUCGAUGAUAUUUACACCUUUAACCCCCAACAAAGCAGUCAAUGGGAUGGCCUCCGACACUUCUCACAGCCAGUCACCGAAGGCAGCACCGAGCGUGUCUUCUAUGGCGGCACCACCAAGGAAGAGAUUCUAGACCCUAAGAAUGAUCGCAUCGGCAUGCAGCAUUGGGGAAAGGCGGGAAUUGCUGGCCGCGGAGUCCUCAUUGACUACGUCUCAUGGGCUGAGAAAAAAGGCAUCAAGUAUACCACUUUCUCUCAGCAUGAGAUCAAGCUGAGCGAGAUUCAUGAGAUCGCCAAAGAGUGCAAUAUCACCUUCCAGAAAGGUGAUAUUCUGUUCGUGCGCAUCGGCGUGACCAAAGAGUGGGACCAGCUCAUGGACGAGUCGGCCAAGAAGGCGUAUGCGGCCAAUGCAAGUCCGCACCACGCUGGCGUUGAAGGCACCAUGGACGUUCUUCGCUGGCUCUGGGACUCGGGCUUCACAGCCAUUGCGGGCGAUGCAAUCAGCUGGGAGGUUUAUCCACCCAAGCCAGGAGGCAUCAUGAUGCACGAGUACAUCCUCGCAGGAUGGGGCGUUCCAAUCGGUGAGAUGUUCGAUCUGGAGGAACUUGCAGCCAUGUGCAAGCAGCUGAACCGGUGGACCUUCUUCGUCUCGUCGGUCCCACUCAAUAUGCCUGGUGGAGUCUCCUCGCCGCCGAACGCCAUGGCAAUCUUUUAG